Pongo pygmaeus (Bornean orangutan) is the source of this 2608-nucleotide messenger RNA. It is a transcript of the gene MTPAP, whose product is annotated as mitochondrial poly(A) polymerase. Gene Ontology annotation, molecular function: poly(A) RNA polymerase activity. Gene Ontology annotation, cellular component: mitochondrion. The coding region runs from base 80 to 1825 and encodes 581 amino acids. The transcript has 9 exons. Gene Ontology annotation, biological process: RNA 3'-end processing. The record is from RefSeq and is a predicted model, not a curated record. NCBI's taxonomy places the organism in Eukaryota, Metazoa, Chordata, Mammalia, Primates, Hominidae.
ACCCCCAACCCCCGACGCAUGCGCGAAAACGCGCUGACCUUUCAGCUUUGCGCUAGUGCUGUUUUUUUUUUUUUUAACAAUGGCGGUUCCCGGCGUGGGGCUCUUGACCCGUUUGAACCUGUGUGCCCAGAGAAGAACUCGAGUCCAGCGGCCUAUCGUCAGGCUUUUGAGUUGCCCAGGAACUGUGGCCAAAGACCUCAGGAGAGACGAGCAGCCUUCAGGGAGCGUGGAGACAGGCUUUGAAGACAAGAUUCCCAAAAGGAGAUUCUCUGAGAUGCAAAAUGAAAGACGAGAACAGGCACAGCGGACUGUUUUAAUACAUUGCCCAGAGAAAAUCAGUGAAAACAAGUUCCUUAAAUAUUUAUCCCAAUUUGGACCUAUUAAUAAUCAUUUCUUCUAUGAAAGCCUUGGUCUCUAUGCUGUCGUAGAAUUUUGCCAAAAGGAAAGCAUAGGUUCACUGCAGAAUGGGACUCAUACUCCAAGGACGGCCAUGGAGGCUGCAAUUCCAUUCAGAUCACGUUUCUUCAAUCUGAAGUUGAAAAACCCGACUUCUGAACGGUCACGCAUACGGUCAAGUAAUCAGUUGCCACGUUCAAACAAGCAGCUUUUUGAAUUACUUUGUUAUACAGAAAGUAUAGACGAUCAGCUGAACACUCUCUUGAAGGAGUUCCAGCUAACAGAGGAGAACACUAAGCUCCGAUAUCUCACCUGUUCUCUUAUUGAAGACAUAGCCGCUGCAUAUUUUCCGGACUGCAUAAUCAGACCCUUUGGCUCCUCGGUCAACACUUUUGGGAAGUUAGGAUGUGAUUUGGACAUGUUUUUGGAUCUAGAUGAAACCAGAAACCUCGGCGCUCACAAGACCUCAGGAAAUUUUCUGAUGGAAUUUCAAGUGAAAACUGUUCCUUCAGAAAGAAUUGCAACUCAGAAGAUCCUGUCUGUGUUAGGAGAGUGCCUUGACCACUUAGGCCCUGGUUGUGUGGGUGUGCAAAAAAUAUUAAAUGCCCGGUGUCCACUCGUGAGGUUCUCACACCAGGCCUCUGGAUUUCAGUGUGAUUUGACUACGAACAAUAGGAUUGCCUUGACAAGUUCCGAACUCCUUUAUAUAUAUGGUGCCCUAGACUCAAGAGUGAGAGCCUUGGUGUUCAGUAUACGGUGCUGGGCUCGAGCACAUUCACUAACAAGUAGUAUUCCUGGUGCAUGGAUUACAAAUUUCUCCCUUACAAUGAUGGUCAUCUUUUUUCUCCAGAGAAGAUCACCCCCUAUUCUUCCAACACUAGAUUCCUUAAAAACCCUAGCAGAUGCAGAAGAUAAAUGUAUAAUAGAAGGCAACAACUGCACAUUUGUUCGUGACUUGAAUAGAAUUAAACCUUCACGGAACACAGAAACAUUAGAAUUACUACUGAAGGAAUUUUUUGAGUAUUUCGGCAGUUUUGCUUUUGAUAAAAAUUCCAUAAAUAUUCGACAGGGAAGUGAGCAAAACAAACCUGAUUCUUCUCCUCUGUACAUUCAGAAUCCAUUUGAAACUUCUCUCAACAUAAGCAAAAAUGUAAGUCAAAGCCAGCUGCAAAAAUUUGUAGAUUUGGCCCGACAAAGUGCCUGGAUUUUACAACAGGAAGAUAGAGAUCGACCUUCCAUAUCAAGUAAUCGGCCCUGGGGGCUGGCAUCCCUAUUGCUACCAUCUGUAAACAGAAAGUCCUUUACCAAGAAGAAAAGCAAUAAGUUUGCAUUUGAAACAGUCAAAAACUUGUUAGAAUCUUUAAAAGGUAACGGAACAGAAAAUUUCACAAAAACCAGUGGGAAGAGAACAAUUAGUACUCAGGCAUGAUGGCUGCUACAUUGUGUAAAGAACUGGGCUUACCCUAUCAAAUGGUCUGUGGACUUACUUGGAAAAACUGGUUUGAAGCUUUCACAGAUCUCAGCUUUCAUCUGAUGUCACUUUUCAUGAUUUUCUCAUUGGCCCCCUUAACCUGGUCUGAAGUUCUGGGAUGUUUUCAGUCUGAUCAGUCUGAUAGUCAGUGGGACUUUAUUAAAACAUCAGCUGUGGAGUGUGGCGGUGCACACCUGUAGUCCCAACUGCUCAGGAGGCUGAGGCAGGAGGAUCUCUUGAGCCCAGGAUUUUGAAUCCAUCGUGGACAACAUAGCAGGAUUCCCUCUCUGAAAAAAAUGAAAAUAAACAUAAGCCACAAGGAAUGGGUGAAAGAUUAUUGUGAUGUGCUUUAACUAAAUAGGUAAAUAUACUAUACAAAUGCUAAAACUCAGUUUUAGGAUGAAACCAUUUUUGAUAUCCACAUCAGUCCCUGUUUAGAAAACAUUUAAAAUGACUUUUAGUUAUGUACAAUACGUUGGCAAUGAAUACAUUAAGCUUCAAAAUUUGGUAGUGCUCUUGAAUAUGUAUAUUUGUAUUUUUCAAGUGAAGUUCUCUUAUUCACACAUAAAUUAAAGUGGGUUGGUACUGAUAUCAAAAAAUGUUUAUGUUUUUAGAACAGAUAUUUCAGUCACUGCAUUCUUAGGUAUUCCAAACCAAAUAUGAUGACAUCAAUAGAUUGCAUUUUAAAAAUAUUGUUUGAUUUUUCUAUUUUCAAAAAUAAAAUUCUGUUUCUAACUAAAA